Canis lupus familiaris (dog) is the source of this 3299-nucleotide messenger RNA. RefSeq names its product protein arginine methyltransferase 7 (gene PRMT7). Bases 1176 to 3251 code for a protein of 691 amino acids. Gene Ontology annotation, molecular function: protein-arginine omega-N monomethyltransferase activity. NCBI's taxonomy places the organism in Eukaryota, Metazoa, Chordata, Mammalia, Carnivora, Canidae. Gene Ontology annotation, biological process: peptidyl-arginine methylation. The record is from RefSeq and is a predicted model, not a curated record. The transcript has 18 exons.
GGAGCCUCCGGUGGCGACAGCUUCUGGGUCGUCUUCUUCCUCGUGGACCAGGUCGAACAGCUGAAAGCUCGCGUCCUCGGCGGCUUCUGGGUUUCCCGGUGGGUCUUCGGACUCCAGGCCACCUGAGGGAAUCCCUGAGGAUCUGCGGCUAGAAAUCACCCGGUAGCGACCCUCCUGCCGGUUCUCCCGAGCCGAAGCGCGGAGGUCGCGGCGGAUACGCUGCUGGCUGCCCCGGGAAGGGCGCAGGGCGGCUCGAACGAGCGCCUGGACCGGCUCCUCCUGUAGGAGAGGUCGUAGGGGAGGGAAGCCGGCGUGAGCAGGUUCGUGCAGAAAUCAGAGAUACAAUUUCGCCCCGGCAGCGCCCUAAGAUCCCUUCAAACACUGGCUCCAUCCCGCCCAAUACCUGGGAGCGCACGGUGGCCACCAAUUGGAAGACAUUAUUCUCCGGCCCUCUCUCAAGAUCCUCGGGGACUGUCUUUUGGGCCGUCGACUCGACUGCGCUGCUCCGAAGGCGUUUGCAGGAGAGGACAAGGGCUUCGGCCGGCUCUGCGCUGCGCUUCCGCUUCACGCGAAGAACCGCGGUCCUGCCGGCCUCCAUAGCGGCAUUCGCGGAGCACUGUGGGAACGCGCGGGGUGCGACGGGAGAGCCUUCAAGUUCCGCUUCCGGGACUCGCUGCCGGCACGCUCGGCGGGCGCUGGGAGGUCCCGCCCCUUUUGCCAGCCUCGUCCAGGUGGAGGUGGCUGCGGAAGUGAACGCGACGGUUCCCGCGGAGGCCUCCGGUUUCCUCUGCUUUAUUUCUCUCCUCACUUGCCUUUACCUUGAGGCUGCACCCAGAUGCACCUGUGGGGCUCAUUUGAUUCUCCCACCCCUUGGAAUCACUGAGGACUGCUGCAGUUUCCAGAUAGCUUCAUGAACUUACAUAUUACAGUUUUUGAUGUUCUAUGCUGAAUGUAAAAUCGAAACUCUUGCUGGAAAGAUUAAAAUACUGAUUAAUAUUUUCAGUGGCUUUGACACAAGUGGCUAUUUCUUGAUUUUUUUUUUGUCUUAAUUUUUUUUUUUUCUCUACAAUUUGGGCAUUAUGGUGUGAAUAGAUUUCUGACGAUUAGAUCUGUCCACAAGAAGUAAUCUGGCAAGGCUGCUUUUCUGUGCUAAAACUGAAGAGCUGACUGGCAUCAUGAAAGUCUUCUGCGGGCGGGCCAAUCCGACCACGGGAUCUGUGGAGUGGCUGGAGGAGGAUGAGCACUAUGAUUACCACCAGGAGAUUGCAAGAUCAUCCUAUGCUGAUAUGCUGCAUGACAAAGACAGAAAUAUAAAAUAUUAUCAAGGUAUCCGGUCUGCUGUGAGCAGGAUGAAGGCCAGAGGACAGAAGGCCUUGGUUCUUGACAUUGGCACUGGCACAGGACUCUUGUCAAUGAUGGCGGUCACGGCAGGGGCUGACUUCUGCUAUGCCAUUGAGGUUUUUAAGCCUAUGGCUGAUGCUGCUGUGAAGAUUGUAGAGAAAAAUGGCUUCAGUGAUAAAAUUAAGAUUAUCAACAAGCAUUCCACUGAGGUGACCGUAGGGCCAGAUGGUGACAUGCCAUGCCGUGCCAAUAUCCUGAUCACGGAGCUGUUUGACACAGAACUGAUUGGAGAGGGAGCACUGCCCUCCUAUGAGCAUGCGCACAGACACCUUGUGCAGGAAAACUGUGAAGCAGUGCCUCACAGAGCAACUGUCUACGCUCAGCUGGUGGAGUCCAGGAGGAUGUGGUCAUGGAAUAGGCUCUUUCCUGUCCAUGUCCAGACCAUCCAUGGAGAGCAGGUCAUAGUUCCGCCCUUGGAGCUGGAGAGGUGCCCUGGUGCACCCUCUGUCUAUGACAUUCAACUGAACCAGGUGUCAUCCACUGACUUCACCGUCCUCAGUGAUGUGCUUCCUAUGUUCAGUGUGGACUUUAGCAAGCAAGUCAGUAGCUCUGCAGCCUGCCACAGCCGGCAGUUUGAACCCCUGGCAUCUGGCCGAGCUCAGGUGGUUCUCUCCUGGUGGGAUAUUGAAAUGGACCCCGAGGGGAAGAUCAAGUGCACUAUGGCCCCCUUCUGGGCACACUCAGACCCAGAGGAGCUCCAGUGGCGGGACCACUGGAUGCAGUGUGUGUACUUCCUGCCACAAGAAGAGCCCGUUGUCCAAGGCUCAAGCCUCUGCCUGGUAGCCCACCACGAUGACUAUUGUGUAUGGUACAGCCUCCAGAGGACCAGUGCUGAAAAGAAUGGGGGAGUUUACCCAGCACGCCCUGUGUGCGACUGCCAAGCUCACCUGCUCUGGAACCGGCCUCGGUUUGGAGAGAUCAAUGAUCAGGACAGAACUGAUCAGUAUGUCCAGGCCCUGAGAACGAUGCUGAAGCCAGACAGUGUGUGCCUGUGCGUCAGUGAUGGCAGCCUGCUCUCCUUGCUGGCCCAUCACCUUGGGGCAGAGCAGGUGUUUACAAUAGAGAGCUCAGCAGCUUCGCACAGACUGAUGAAAAAAAUUUUCAAGGCUAACCACCUGGAAGAUAAAAUUAAUAUAAUAGAGAAACGGCCUGAGUUGUUAACAUCUGCAGACUUGGAAGGUAAAAAGGUAUCUCUUCUCCUGGGCGAGCCGUUCUUCACCACUAGCCUGCUGCCAUGGCACAACCUGUACUUCUGGUAUGUGCGGACUGCUGUGGACCAGCAUCUGGGACCUGGUGCAGUGGUGAUGCCCCAGGCUGCCUCGCUGUAUGCUGUGGUUGUGGAGUUCAGGGACCUGUGGCGGAUCCGGAGUCCCUGUGGUGACUGCGAAGGCUUUGAUGUGCACAUCAUGGAUGACAUGAUUAAGCGUGCCCUGGACUUCAGGGAGAGCAAGGAGGCCGAGCCCCACCCGCUGUGGGAGUACCCCUGCCGCAGCUUGUCUGAGCCUCAACACAUCCUGACCUUCGAUUUCCGGCAACUGGUCCCCCCGCACCCGCUCCGUGCUGAGGGCUCCAUCAACCUGAGGAGGCCUGGGAGGAGCCAUGGGGCCGUCCUGUGGAUGGAAUACCACCUGACUCCGGACAGCACUGUCAGCACCGGCCUCCUGAAGCCUGCCGAGGACAAGGGGGAUUACUGUUGCUGGAACCCCCACUGCAAGCAGGCUGUGUACUUCUUCACCACACCAGACUGCAGAGCGUCGCUGAGUGGCUCCCGGACUGUCGGCUACACCGUGGAGUUCCACCCCCACACCGGAGACAUCACCAUGGAUUUCACCCUGGCUGAUGGGUGCUGACCCUCACUUGUUGAAAAAUAAAGUGGCCCUAGGGCUCUGGGCUCUGAA